Messenger RNA from Anolis carolinensis (green anole), 2101 nucleotides. It is a transcript of the gene prdm8, whose product is annotated as PR/SET domain 8. Gene Ontology annotation, biological process: oligodendrocyte development; regulation of DNA-templated transcription. Gene Ontology annotation, cellular component: nucleus. Lineage: Eukaryota; Metazoa; Chordata; Lepidosauria; Squamata; Anolidae. The coding region runs from base 147 to 1967 and encodes 606 amino acids. The record is from RefSeq and is a predicted model, not a curated record. The transcript is spliced from 4 exons. Gene Ontology annotation, molecular function: protein binding.
AAAGAGGGGAAACUCGAGGCGUCUUUUUAAUUUUUUCCAAAUUUCGGCAUAUACUUUUUGCUGGGGAUUAAUUUUUUUCCUGCUUUUGCACAUUUGUAAUCCCUUCUGCCUUUAGGAUUACAAUCCUGACCUUAUUCCCGGCAGGGAUGGAGGAGGCCGGCGUGGCGCGGGGCCUGUGGGAGGGCGAGGCCAAGGCGGUCCAGCAGUGCCUGACCGACAUCUUCACCAGCGUCUACACCACCUGCGACAUCCCCGAGAACGCCAUCUUCGGGCCCUGCGUCCUCAGCCACACCUCCCUCUACGACAGCAUCGCCUUCAUCGCCCUCAAAUCCACCGACAAGAGGACCGUGCCCUACAUAUUCCGGGUGGACACCUCGGCCGCCAACGGCUCCUCGGAGGGCCUGAUGUGGCUGCGCCUGGUCCAGUCCGCGCGGGACAAGGAGGAGCAGAACCUGGAGGCCUACAUCAAGAACGGGCAGCUCUUCUACCGCUCCCUGCGCAGGGUGGCCAAGGACGAGGAGCUCCUGGUCUGGUACGGGAAGGAGCUGAGCGAGCUGCUCCUGCUGGGCCCCGCCAGGACCCAAAGCAAGAUGAACGGCUCGGCGCCCUUCUCCUGCCUGGAGUGCAGCCAGCGCUUCCAGUUCGAGUUCCCCUUCGUGGCCCACCUGCGGUUCCGCUGCACCAAGAGGCUCCAGGGCGCGGAGAGCGGCAGCCCGGCUGUGGAAGAGGAAUCUCGCCCCAAGGCCGGCAGCCCCAAGGACCCCCUGGGCCCUGGAGGAGCCGGCAAGCCCCCCGCGGGCAAGCCCCCGUCGGUCCCUCCGCCCGGCCCCCGGCACCGCUUCCACGGCGGGUCCCCGGACAGCGCGCCCAGCAAGCCUUCCACCGACUUCCACAACUUGGCCCGGGAGUUGGAGAACUUCCGAAGCGGAGGAGAGCGGGGCGGCGGCGGGAGCAAGGAGGCUGUGGCGGAGGUGGUGAGCAAGGCGUCCAAGAGGAAAUACCCGCCGGAGGAGAGGCUGGAGAGGCCCGUCCCGUCCUCGCCGCAGGAGGAGCUGGUGUGCACCCCGCAGCCGCAGUUCCGCCCGGCGGGGAGUUAUUUCGGCCUGGACGAGAGCAGCCGCCUCUUCGGCCCGCCCAGCCCCGAGACCGGCGAGGCCAAGCGGAGCGCCUUCGUGGAGGUGAAGAAGGCCUCGAGGGGCAGGGAGGGAAGCGGAGGAGGCGAGGAAGAGGCGGAGAGGAGCUCUCCGGGCGGCGCGCGGGAAGAGAAGGGGCAGCAGCCACCCCAACCUCAGCAACAACAACCACACCUUUUGGGCACUCGCUCGGGCGGCAGCGCCUUCUCCACCGUGCCGCCCUCUUCGCAGUCCUCCUCGGAGGAGAGGAAGAGCGCCUUCUCGCAACCGGCGCGCUCCUCCUUCGCCUCCUCCUCCUCUUCCUCGCACGUCAAGAUGGUGGAGGCCGGAGGAGGCCACGCAGACGGGGCGGCGCGCCUUUACGCCCCGGAGCCGCUGGCGGUGAAGCUGCAGAGCGCCACGGCGGAGAUGAACUCCUCGGGGGGAGACCGAGGAGGCGGCGGAGGAGGAGGUGGUGGAGGGCUUCCCAAGCAGAGCCCCUUCCUCUACGCCGCCGCCACCACCUUCUGGCCCAAAAGCUCGACGGCUGCGUUGGCUGCGGCUGCUGCGGCGGCGGCGGGCCCCCUCCAGCUGCAGAUCCCGUCGGCGCUGACGCUGCUCCCGCCCUCCUUCACCUCGCUCUGCCUCCCGGCGCAGAACUGGUGCGCCAAGUGCAACGCCUCCUUCCGCAUGACCUCCGACUUGGUCUACCACAUGCGCUCCCACCACAAGAAGGAGUACGCGCUCGAGCCCCUGGUCAAGCGCCGCCGCGAGGAGAAGCUCAAGUGCCCCAUCUGCAACGAGUCCUUCCGCGAGAGGCACCACCUCUCCCGGCACAUGACCUCGCACAACUGAGGGGCCAGCAAGGAGGAGGAGGAGGAGAAGGACUUAGAAGGCAUGGGCAUCAAGUUUGCAGGCCACACCAAACUGGGAGGGAGAGCCAAUACUCCAGAAGACAGGAGCAGAAUUCAAAACGAUCCUAACAGAUU